This is a messenger RNA of Phymastichus coffea, 417 nucleotides long. RefSeq lists its product as uncharacterized. NCBI's taxonomy places the organism in Eukaryota, Metazoa, Arthropoda, Insecta, Hymenoptera, Eulophidae. The record is from RefSeq and is a predicted model, not a curated record. The coding region runs from base 1 to 369 and encodes 122 amino acids. The transcript has 2 exons.
AUGAAUCCAACUACGCACAAGUUAUUGAUUCAUGGAUGUCAAAUAGCAGAAAAUUUUCCUCUUCCAAUCGCAUAUUUUGCUGAAGAUGGUUUGGAAUCAUGGCAUAAAUACUUCAGAUCAAACACAACUCAUCAUUGUCGUCAAAGUUCUCGUGAAAAUCGUACCCAAGAUUUAUACAAUAGAGCAAUUGAAAUGAGUGAUCCUGCAAUAUCUCUGAUGGGCAUAAAGAAGAGAAUAAUCAGAAGAAAGGCCAUUCUCAGAAAACAUGGAAUCCCAGCAAAUAUUCGAAAGUAUAUUCAAGAGAAUCUUCUCAAGUCAUCAAUUGAAAUUGUAGAUUCCGACGAAUACUCUGACACUGAAGAUGAAUAGGGUUAUAAGUUCAUUACAGGCGCGCAGUCUUAUGAGCAACGAGUUUCG